Molecule: messenger RNA, 1419 nt
Organism: Chroicocephalus ridibundus (black-headed gull)
Lineage: Eukaryota; Metazoa; Chordata; Aves; Charadriiformes; Laridae
Gene: ERP27
Product: endoplasmic reticulum protein 27
Exons: 8
Coding region: 1-900 (299 amino acids)
Biological process (GO): response to endoplasmic reticulum stress; protein folding
Cellular component (GO): endoplasmic reticulum
Molecular function (GO): protein disulfide isomerase activity
Source: RefSeq, a predicted model, not a curated record
AUGUCCCGUGCUGUGGGUGAGGAUGUGCUGGUGGCAGUGUUGAAAGGACCAGAGCAGGGUGGCACGGCAAGGAGAAGUCAAGCUGACACCAUGGCGACCUCCGUCUUCCUGUGCCUCUUCAUCGUCCUGCUCACCGGGGGCUUCCCAACAGGGUGUGCUGGAGACGGUGGCUCUGCAUCCCACAGCUCAGCUGGCACUGCAGAGAAGCCUGUCCUGUUGAGCAGCACCGCAGACGCCGAAGCCUUCAUCAGCGAUGCGGAGGUGGCUGUCAUUGGAUUCUUCCAGGAACCGGAGGGCCCCGAAGCGUCCCAGUUUCGCCUGGCGGCCGGCCGCAUCCCGGAGGUGCCGUUCGGCCUCAGCAGCAGCCCCGCCGUCCUGUCCCGCUACGGCGUGGCGGCCAACACCGUCACCAUCUUCCGCAGGGUGGACAAUGACCGGAGGGAUAUGGAUAUGAACGACAAAGAUGUUGAUGCUGAGAAGAUGACUCGUUUCGUUCGGAUGAAUGAGCUCCGCCUGGUGACAGAGUACAACCCUGUGACGGCAAUAGGUGUGAUGCAGAGUUCACUCCAGCUUCACCUCCUCCUGAUCACAGACAAGAUGUCCCCAAAGCACCCUGAACGAAUGCGCAAAUAUCGGGCUGCAGCGGAGCUCUUCAAGGGGAAGAUUCUCUUUAUCCUGUUAGACAGCAAUUUGAAGAGCAAUGAACGAAUAGUGUCAUUCUUCAAACUGAAGAAGUCCCAGCUGCCAGCUCUGGCUUUAUUCCAUGCACCAGAUGAGGAGCAGGAUGUGUUGACUCUGGAUGAAGUCUCCAUUGAGCGUAUACAGGACUUCUGUAAUCGUUUCUUACAAAGAAUGCAGAAGAAAGAAGACGAACGUGAGGAGAAGAAUGAGGAGCUCUGAUUCUUUCUCAGCCAACAGGAUGACUGUGCCCAGAGUUAUCUGUUUCUGGUGUAUGAGGAGUUUUCUGAGCUCCGCAGCUCAAGAAUUCCUGAGAUAGUAGGAUUAAAGGGCCAAAUCAGUCACAGAUUUCCAUCUCCAUGCUAUGUACAUAUAUGCUGUCUGUCCUCUCUAGGAAUCUCUUCUCCCUUCUCAUUUGCUGGCUUCAUCUCUCUUUCUCAGUACUCCAGGAGAUCUGGUAUUGCCCUACACUGUGUCCUUCCAUGUCACCUCUGAUGGAGCAAAGUGUGAUAUAGGAAAAGGGCAAUAUCAGAGAUAAAGCUUGUAGUUCACAGGUAUCUGUUUCCCUCAUUUUCUCUGCUUUUGGUGCCAUGCUGGGAUCCACUAACAUUAGGAACAGACUGGUUGCUUGUCGUCACACGAACUUUUCCAUUUAUUUUACUAAAUAAAGCAGAAAGUGUAUAGCCUGAAUUUUUAUGCAAAUAUGUGAUUUCCCACUCCCCAUGUCUUUCACUUAAGGAC